AUGACGCGCCACUUGAGCUGGCCGUACGGCCACCAGUACGAGUCUGCUUGGGGCCCAGUGACGUCCACGGUCAACUUCUGCGAGAUGGACUACUACAUCACGCCCUACGUUGCAGAGUUCAUCAACACGCUCACAAACGUGCUAUACGUGUAUCUGGCGGCAUAUGGGCUCGUCAAGGCGCUGCGCGAGGACAAGGACUCGCUCUUUGUGCUGACGUACGCCAUCUACGCCGGCGUCGGCAUUGGCUCGGUCCUCUUCCAUGCCACGCUCAAGUACACGAUGCAGAUGGGUCACUCUCUCUCUCCCUCCCCCAUGUCUUUCCCCCAUGUCUUUCCAGAAGUUGACAUUUCCGCAGUGGACGAGCUCUCGAUGCUCUACUCAACCUCCAUGGUCCUCUACACCAUCUGGUCGUUCCAGCUCGCGCCCACCUCGCGCCGCAUCCUCGCCGGCGCCCUCGUGCUGACGCUCACGCUGCUGACGUUCGCGCACUACCUGCUCGGCGACAGCACGCCGCAGCGCGUCGUCUUUGGCUGCCAGAUUGCGUGCGUCUUCUUCCGCACCGUGUUCCUCAUGCGCACGCAGGUCGAGGACGAGGUCGCGCUACGACACAUGAAGAAGCUGGCGACGGUGGGGGCCACCACGUUUGUGGCGGGGUUUGCGCUGUGGCUGGUCGAUGAUGGCGCGUGUGGGUGGUUGAGGGGCAUGAGGGAGUGGACGGGCAUGCCGGUGGGGUUUGUGUUGGAGCUGCACGGGUGGUGGCACCUACUGACGGGAACGGGCGUGUACUGCUUCCUGGUAUUCGUGGAGUAUCUCCACGUGCAGAUCAACGCGCUCCAGGACGAGUGGGAGUACUCGGAGGACGGGUACUGCGUCAUGUUUCCGCGCGUAUCGAGGAAGAAGAAUGCGCCGUUGGCGGCUGAUGGUGCUGAUGGUGGGAGUGGCGGUGGGUAUGGCGCGGUGGCGCAGAGCGAGUGA
Morchella sextelata is the source of this 975-nucleotide messenger RNA. RefSeq lists its product as uncharacterized. The record is from RefSeq and is a predicted model, not a curated record. Bases 1 to 975 code for a protein of 324 amino acids. Lineage: Eukaryota; Fungi; Ascomycota; Pezizomycetes; Pezizales; Morchellaceae. Gene Ontology annotation, biological process: ceramide biosynthetic process; ceramide catabolic process. Gene Ontology annotation, cellular component: endoplasmic reticulum membrane. The transcript has 6 exons.